AGUUCUUACUUUUGUUUUUAAAAGUUCCAUUUUCUCUUCUACAGGAGCUCAAACUUUCAAAAAUGCUUGAAAUCGACAAAGACAAGAAAGUGUUGAUCGGAUGCUUGGCAGGCUCGUUUUUGUUUUAUCACACUGCCCGUCAAAUCUAUUCAUACAUGAGUGUGAAGCCUCGUGAAUGGGUUCCAGUUGGAGUUGUCAAAAGUCUUCAUAUUUUUCCCAUCAAAUCUUGCAAGUCCGUCGACGUUUUCGCAUUCAAAUGCACAAAACUUGGUCCAGUGAUGGGAGAUCUGGAAGAUCGAGCUUUUAUGUUGGUUGAGGAGAGCACCGGAAAGUUUAUCACCGCUCGUCAGAAGCCGAAACUAGUGCAUGUUGAAAACUACAUGACCGAUGGAAUGCUAGAAGUCACAGUGCCAGGACAACCGAAGUUAUCAGUUGAUCUUAGGAAAGUUUUGCAAAAUAAAAGAACAAUUCGUGCUACACUCUUCAAGAACUUGAAACAGGAUGGCUAUGACUGUGGUGAUGAGGUUGCCAAGUUGUUGUCAGAUUAUAUCGAAGAGCCAAAUUAUCGCCUGAUUUUCUACAAAGAAGGACUUUACACCGAAAGAACGGUCAUUCCUGAUGAUCAAUGGUGGAACAAUCCAGUGCCAAAGAGAAAUGACGAUUCAGGUUUCACUGAUUUGGCCCCGUUUCAUAUUGCCACCGACGCUUCACUAAAAGUUCUCAAUGAAAAGUUGGACAAUAAGAUAACCAUGCGAUACUUCCGCCCAUCAAUCUACAUCGAAGGUUGCGCCGCGUGGGACGAGGACAAAUGGGCCGAAAUUCGCAUCGGAGACGCGCAUCUCGAAUGCUUCGCACCGUGCACACGAUGCGUCCUGACGACUGUUGAUCCAGUAAAAGGAGAGAUGAGCAAAGAAAUGCAGCCACUGAAGAAGCUCAGAGAGUUCCGACUGGUUCCAGACGGCAAAAUGCGAAAAGUUCAUAUGGAAAGCCCAGUUUUCGGUGUGUAUGCAGGAUUGGUCAACGAAGGUUAUAUUCAUACUGGACAGACCGUGUAUGUCAGAUAUAAGCCAACAGCUUUUUGAUUCGAAAGUAUUUUUUUUAGUAAACACUGUCAGAUGAAUAAAAUUUGAAUUCUC
Caenorhabditis elegans is the source of this 1136-nucleotide messenger RNA. RefSeq names its product MOSC domain-containing protein (gene F22B8.7). The transcript has 8 exons. The coding region runs from base 63 to 1082 and encodes 339 amino acids. Lineage: Eukaryota; Metazoa; Nematoda; Chromadorea; Rhabditida; Rhabditidae. The record is from RefSeq and is marked reviewed. Gene Ontology annotation, molecular function: catalytic activity; molybdenum ion binding; pyridoxal phosphate binding.